AUGCCUAAAAGAACAACUCUAACAGAUAAUCAAAAAUUUGAAUUCUGUGUCUAUGCUCAUGAUAACAAAAGAACCUGUCCAGAAUACGUAAAGUGGAUUGAAAAUAAAUGGAGGGUUAAAGUUAAUAAGUCUAUAAUCACUCGAAUCUUACAAACUAAGGACCAACGACUUUCAAAUGAAAUCAUAAAUCCAGAAGCCAAGCGACAUAGGACCGUUACUGUAUUAGAGCUUGAGCUAAUGCUCAAGGAAUUCAUAUUAAUCUAUCAACACUGCACUAUUCUAAGCAAUGCCAUAAUAAUUGAAAAAGCAAAAUUGUUAGUGGAUAAACUUGGAGUCCCUGAAGGCAAGUUACAUUUUUCUUCUGGGUGGCUCCAAAAAUUUAAAGAGCAAAAUAGAAUCUGUCAAAUAAAGCUUUAUAGAGAAGCAGGUUCUGAUGAUGAAGAUGUUAUUAUUGAAUCCCUACCUUUAUUGCAAAGUAAAUGCUCUGAAUACUCUCUUGACCACAUAUAUAACAUGGAUGAAACUGAGCUUUUUUACUGA
This is a messenger RNA of Cetraspora pellucida, 540 nucleotides long. The record is from the annotation of a GenBank genome assembly. Lineage: Eukaryota; Fungi; Glomeromycota; Glomeromycetes; Diversisporales; Gigasporaceae.